This is a messenger RNA of Alternaria atra, 1146 nucleotides long. RefSeq lists its product as uncharacterized. The transcript has 5 exons. Gene Ontology annotation, cellular component: nucleoplasm; cytosol. Lineage: Eukaryota; Fungi; Ascomycota; Dothideomycetes; Pleosporales; Pleosporaceae. Gene Ontology annotation, biological process: nucleotide-excision repair; proteasome-mediated ubiquitin-dependent protein catabolic process. The coding region runs from base 1 to 1146 and encodes 381 amino acids. Gene Ontology annotation, molecular function: proteasome binding; ubiquitin binding; polyubiquitin modification-dependent protein binding. The record is from RefSeq and is a predicted model, not a curated record.
AUGAAGAUCACAUUCAAGGACCUCAAGCAGAACAAGUUCGUCAUCGAGGCCGAGCCUUCGGAAACGAUUGGCGCCCUCAAGUCUAAGAUUCAGGCAGAGAAGGGGUGGGAAGUCCCCCAGCAGAAGCUCAUUUACUCUGGCAAGAUCCUGCAAGAUGCCAACACGGUCGAGUCGUACAAUAUUGAGGAGAAGGGCUUCAUCGUCUGCAUGGUCUCCAAGCCAAAGGCCGCCGCCGCAUCGUCAAGUAAAGCAGCGCCUUCCACACCCGCCCCAGCAGCAGCCCAGACGCCCGUAGCUCCCGCCGCACCAGCACCUUCAUCCAGCACACAGAAUGCCCCCGCUACACCCUCGCCCGCGCCAGCUCAGGCAUCCGGGGAGCGCUUCAAUGACCCCUCAGCUCUGACCAUGGGUGGAGAGCGAGAGGCCGCCAUUGCAAACAUGGAGAGCAUGGGUUUCGCAAGGGCUGACAUCGACCGGGCUAUGCGCGCCGCCUUCUUCAACCCCGACCGUGCGGUUGAGUAUCUUCUGACGGGUAUUCCAGAGAGUGCGCUCCAAGAGCAGGCACAACAAGCACAAGCUCGUGCCCCGACCUCGCCCACACCCGCUCAAGGCAACACAGGUGCGCCUGCACCCACCGGGAACGCACCUUCGGGAGGUGAUGAGCCGAUGAACCUAUUCGAGGCCGCUGCCCAGGCUGCUCAAAAUCGCGGAGGUGCUGGUGGUGCUCGCUCAGGCGGUACUGGAGGCGGUGCUGCGGCCGGUGCGCUCAACGCCAACUCUCUCGACUUCUUGCGCAACAACCCGCAGUUCCAGCAGCUACGACAGGUCGUACAACAGCAGCCACAAAUGCUUGAGCCCAUCCUGCAGCAGGUCGGCGCAGGCAACCCUCAGUUGGCGCAGAUGAUCGCAAGCAACCCAGAGCAGUUCCUGCAGCUCCUCGCCGAGGAUGCAGACGAGGAUGCGCCGCUGCCACCCGGUGCUCAGGCCAUCUCCGUGACUGAGGAGGAGCGCGAGGCUAUCGAGCGCCUGUGUCGCCUUGGCUUUGAGCGCGAUCUCGUCAUUCAGGCCUACUUUGCAUGCGACAAGAAUGAAGAGCUGGCCGCAAACUUCCUCUUUGACCAGCCCGACGAUGCGGACGACCAGUAG